Messenger RNA from Fundulus heteroclitus (mummichog), 4229 nucleotides. It is a transcript of the gene nrg3b, whose product is annotated as neuregulin 3b. The coding region runs from base 1397 to 3739 and encodes 780 amino acids. The transcript is spliced from 9 exons. The record is from RefSeq and is a predicted model, not a curated record. Gene Ontology annotation, molecular function: chemorepellent activity. NCBI's taxonomy places the organism in Eukaryota, Metazoa, Chordata, Actinopteri, Cyprinodontiformes, Fundulidae. Gene Ontology annotation, biological process: intracellular signal transduction; animal organ development; nervous system development.
UCUUCCUCUCCGUCUCUCUCCUCAGUCUGCAGCCUCCGACAGCAGCCGCCGCAUCAUUUUUCAGAGCAGCUGCCCCCUCCCUGCCUCCCUUCCUCUCUCUUUCUCUCACCCACCCCGUCCUCGCCUCUUCUCUCUCUCUCUCUGUCUCUCUCUCUCUCUCCGUCGCCCCUUCUGCUGUUCGCACCUCCGUGGGAAUGCAGAGGAGGGUAGACGACUCGCAGAAUCAUCCUUUUGGAGAAAUAUGUUUUAUGCAUUUUUGCCCCCCUCUCCAUCAUUAAGACGGAGGUCCGAGACGCACGGGAAAUAAUCCGAUCGGUGCUGGCCAGCGCCUGGAGACUGGACCUGGAUCAGCUGGAUUUUGCCAGCAACAAACAUCACCCCCCUCUCCCUCUCUCUCUCUCUCUCUCUCUCUCUCUCUCUCUUUUCGGUCUUGUUUGCAGAUCGCUUCAGAUUCGUUCUGAGCCGACUCGGUUCAGUUUCGUGGCUCUUACCCGGCUUGGAUUAUGAUUAACGCCGUCAUUUGAAACCCUGAGAGGGGGUUGGCGAGGGGGGUGGCUUUCAGAUGAAAAGUUGAAACAGCCUGGCAAAGACAAGUGACAAACGGCGAGCUUUUUUCUUCUGCGUACAUUUUAAUGUAUAGAGUGAAAUGAACUCAUGUGACAUCUUGGAGCGGCAGAGGUUUGCGUUUUUUAAGGACCCCCAUGCGACCGAUAAUCAUCCAACAUACAGAGGAGAAGGCUGCAGCCGCGUCCUGGCUUCUUCUUGGUCUCAGUGCGCUCACAGCCACAUGGAUUUACAGCUCCAGUUUGGGGGAUCGAUAUAAAUAAAUAUAUAUAUACCAAUCCUUGGGACGCUUUUUUUUUUACACUGGAUUGAAGCAUCAUCGGAUUUAUCACCGCUUCAUUUGCGCCAACCUACAGUGAAGCGCCCCUUUCCCCCAACACCCCCCUCCCCCUGCGCCCCUCCUCCUGCUGCUUGGCUCACCUGUCCAUAACCUGUAUGGUCCUGGGAAGCUGGAAUAUGAUUAUGCAUCGGUGCUCUUGCGCGCGAGCUUUUGUAUGUGUGUGUGUUGUGUGUUGUGUGUGCGCGUAUGUCUGAGUUUGGUUUCUUGUCCGCCAGAGGGAGUGUAGGUUAUGUUGCUUUUGAAUGCAUUUGAGUGCAGUGCCAGCUUUUAAUUAGAACGUGACUGUGAGUGGAUUGUGUCUGCUUGUGUUUUUCUUUUUUAUGUCUGUGCAUGUCGGUAUUCAAGCUAAAAACAUACUUUGUGUACUCACUUAAAAUGUGCGGCAUCCCUUCUGCACCACGUCGUCUUUACAUAUGCCUGUGUACUAUCAGGCCACCUGUUUGACCUCCCAAACACGCUGAGAGACAAGAAAAAAAAAAGAGCUACGGCAGGAUGAGUGAGCACUCUGGUGCAAGCACUCUGGCAGCCAUGACGCUGGAGGAGCCAGGGGCUGAACAAGCGUCCCCUCGAGCCCCGGGCCCUCUCCGCUGUGGCCCGUGUGCCGUGUGGCCUCGCCAGCAGACCUGGCUGUGCGCUGUACCCCUGGUGAUGGGAUUUGUGGGAUUGGGACUCAGUCUCAUGCUGCUCAAAUGGAUUGUGGUUGGCUCCGUGCAAGAUUAUGUCCCCACGGAUCUGGUUGAUCCCAAAAGUAUCAACGGCCAGGACCCCAUAUUCCUCUCAAAACCUAGUGCCAUGCCCAAGGGGCCUGACAUUUCCACGGCCACCACUUCUUUAGCCAUAUCUACGACGGCGGUGGUUUCAAUGACCACGCCGCUUGCAGAGGAUGGUACUGCCCCAGCGCCAAGAACUCGAUCUGGUCCACCAGCAAACCAUUCGGCAAAUGGCAGCAACCCCAAUGGGGACGGCAACCGAGCCCCGCACCUGCACAACCGAGUUGGCAGCCGAGUCAGCGGGACUGCAGUUACAACUUCUGCCACCCGUGCCACUCGCCUCACCCCAGCGCCCAGCGGCAAGGAGGUCACGCCUCGCAGUACUGUUAGGAAAGGAAGCAGCUCUGCCAACGGACGCAACGGAGCCGCCAACCAAAAACCAGGACAGACUCCUCCUACAAUCACCACCACAACAUCCACCACCACGACAGCUGCCGCCAAGAGCACCGCCAAGACACAGCCGAGCACCACCUCCCAGCCCGCAGCCCCCGUGAAGCCCACAUCCCGGUGGAACCAGGGUCGCCCAGGGAGGGGCCCGGUCACACGGCCACACCGCUUCAGAACUCCACUUGCCCCAACACUUCCAAGUGUACGUUCAGAGGUCUUUAAGCCGUGUGUGGAGGAUAAGGACCUUGCCUUCUGCCUGAAUGAAGGAGAAUGCUCCAUCAUUGAAACCGUGGCUGGGGUUCACAGACACUGCAGAUGUAAGGAGGGCUACCAUGGACUACGCUGCGACCAGUUUGUACCCAAGUCUGACGCCAUCUUGUCCGAUCCAACGGACGAACUCGGGAUUGAGUUCAUGGAGAGUGGUGACACCUACCAGAGGCAGGUGCUGUCCAUCUUCAGCAUUGCCUCGGGGAUCUGUCUUCUCGGAGUGGCAUGCAUGGCUCUCUACCGCCGCAACAAAAGACACCGGGAAAAGCUCCAGGCUCACUUCUCCGACAGCCGCAGCUUGAGAGAGUGCAGUGUCAAUGCCUCUGGCCUCAUGUCCAAGUCUGCUCCCAGGAUUCAAUACAGCCUUCAUCUCCAAAAAGGUUGCAGAUCUCAUGGAUCAUCUCUUAAGGGCAACAGUGUGGCACCAGGUUCAUCCACAGUCACCCCACCUAUUCUGAGCAAAGCGCUGUCGAAAGGGAAAUGCUUCAGGAGUAGUUCCCUUUCACUCAGCCCAGCACAACAGCGGAGAGAGCUCAACCACUUCAGGACCCCGCCCAUUUCCAGGGGGAAGCACAAAAUAUCGACAAGUCUAAUUGAUGGCUCCAGAGUAGCCGGGCAUGUCUACAAACACCUGCAGGAGGAUGAGUCAACAGACAUGGAGCCCAUAAGAAGGUGUGAUUCAGCCAGUGUGGGUACACUCCUCACCAGGACCUCACUUGCUAACACUACUGCCAGAAAAGGAUGGACUGAGGUCCCGUGCACCCGCCUGGACAAGGCGAUCACUUUCCGACUGCCCUCCCUGCGCGCCCGCUCUGUGCCCAUCAUCCCAUCACUCCAAGCAUGUGACGCCGAGGCCGGAGCUGCUUGCACAAAUGACCAAACAGGGCUUCUGAAGUGUCGCCCCGCGCCGUCAGGGGGGCUGGCAAAGCCCACCGGCAGUUCCCCCCCUCCGCCUGGGAAUGUCCUGUUGGAGACGGACAUUUCGACCGGCAGCACCAGCCCCCCCGCCGCCACACAAGCCCUGCUGGGAUCUGAGAAGAAUCUCGCAAAGGCAUCCCGCUCCGUGGAGCCCGCGGCGGAAAUUGGCCAAGAUUUAAAGCAGAAAAGCCUUUCCAGCCAAGAGAAAAUGUCCGGAUCUUACAGCAAGAGCCACCACGGUGGCACAAACACUCUCGAGGCUGAGGCUGAGACUGUGCUGGAGUCAGAAGGAAAAGGGGUCCGAUAUGUAGCCGGAGCUGUGCACACGGGGAGCGGAACCAGAGGUGUGAAGGUAGCGGGCCAAAGAGAAGUCCAGGGACAGUGCCAAGGUCAGACAUCACUCGCAAACAGAAGGGCAAACAGUUUCCUGGCCACCGACGCACCCAGCUGCAGAGGAACUGGAAACACUUAUGCCAAGCCCUCUGCGAGCUGAUUGGAUUAACUUUGUAAAGCUUCAAAGACACCAUUUCUAAAAACUGGAUACCUUUGCUGGUGGCUCGGAGGCGCUCGACUGCGGGACCAUCUGCGCGGCCACAUGGACCAGUAGCAGACGGCGAACAAUUCCGACAGAAGAUUAACAGAGUGCAUUGUUGUUGAGAUAAAAUAUUAAAGAAAAACUUGACACAAAAGACAUGAAACCACUAAGAGACAAACACACAUUGUGAAUAAAUGUGACUCAAUAAGAAAAAACUGAAGCGUGACUCGAGUGGAAGCUUGAUUUAAACAGUGUUCUGAAGAAGAAGAAAAAAACAUCACUAUUUAAAAAAAGCUUCUACUUAGAAACCAAAAUAGUGUGUCAUAACUAUGUUGUUUCUCUAUUGUAAAGAAAUGAAAUUAUAUAUGUCAUAUAAUAUAUGUCAUAUAGGCGUAUAUAUAUUUGACAUACAAUUGUGACAAAAUAAAGAAUAAGAUAACAGUGUUAA